Spodoptera litura is the source of this 1555-nucleotide messenger RNA. RefSeq lists its product as uncharacterized. Lineage: Eukaryota; Metazoa; Arthropoda; Insecta; Lepidoptera; Noctuidae. The record is from RefSeq and is a predicted model, not a curated record.
UAAACGCAUCAAUUGGUGUAAGUGACUGAUACUAUAGGGAACAAUGAGUAAUCGUAGUGAACUGUGUCGCGGUACUCUUUUAACAAAACAUUUAGAACUUUAAAACGCACACUCAAAUAUGAACAUGAACACUGAAUCGUUCAGCGAGUUCCUAACAAACUGUAACAAAAGUGAAACACGGCCACUCGACCGCUACUAGAAAACGCAGCCCACCUCAACUGGCGCACGGAAUGCGCACCGUUUUUACACGUUGUUAUUGCUGUCCCACUAAUGUGACACUAACAGCAGUGAUUUCAUAAUAUCACUGACAAACAAGGGAGUGUUAAAUCUAAUUAGUGGUGCGCGUGGGGUGCAGUCCGGUAGUGCCGGGCCAUGCGUUAGGUCCCGCGCGUCCUUGCUCACCGCGUGCGUCCCGCGCGGGCAGUGUGGGCCGGCGCGAGGCAGCGCGGGCAGUGCGAGCGCGCGCGCCGCCCGAGCGCGACAUGAACGUGUUCACGCAGACGCCGCGCGACGAGCCGCUGCCCGCGCACUACAUCGAGAUCGUGGAGCCCGACCCCGCAGCCUGCGAGCCCUCUGCGUUGCCGCCCGAGGGCAACGUCAAGCUGCGCAAUUAUAGGCUGCUCAACGAGAACAUCCGCGCCUACACCCCCACUGGCGACAUCCACACCUCACCAAGCAAGGGCAAGCUGGUAGCUCGCUACGACGUCUGCGCCACCAUAUCGCCCCCUCGUGCACGCAUCCUGGAGCUACUGCGGCCUGAGGAUCCAGGGCGUGACGCACUAGAAGCUAUCGUGAGGCCGGUCCCACGCCGUGGCCUCACUCGGCCACUGGAUGAAGACACUAAACGGUUUCUACAGCGAGCUCUCCAAUCACCCAGCCCCUUGUUAUCGGCAUCUGCCACACCCGAGCCCCAUCACAGACCGCCAGAACCGCCAGAAUCAGACAAGGAGUCCGAGUCUAUCUCAUCCCCUGAAGAAACUAGUCACAAUAAAUCAAAGAACUCUGCUGCUGAGCGGUCGCUGGCAGACGAGCUACGGGAGGCGGAGGAAGAGGAACGUGAAGGAGGAUGCACACGACGGGAACUGCUGCGCGAAUUCCGAAAGCGAGGUGGUGGCGGAGUGCGCGAGGCAGUGGAGCGGGAGCGGCUGGGCCGGCUGGCGCUGGCCGUGGAGGAGGACGAGGAGGAGUGCGCGCUGUCCGCCACGGCGCGGCGCCUGGACGCGCUGCUGGCGCAGUCGCGCGACUUGCACUCCGAGCUGGCCGACAUCCACGCAGACCUGCAGGCGUCAUCGGUGCGCGCGCGGCGAUGUACGGCGGCUGCGCGUGCGCUGGGCGCGGAGGCGCGUGCGCUGCGGUUCCUGGACGAUGUGGUGGCGCUGCUGCGAGGAGACGUGGCGGCUGCCGUACGCGCCAGGGCUUGGCCAUUCGCUAUAGGUCGACGGCAGCCUGACAGGAACUAUAUUAUAUGAUCUCAGGAUUGGAGAUAUCGCUGACUGUCCAGGCUGCUUCUCGAAUAUUCGACGCCAAAGGCAUACGGCACCAAAGGAGAUAAUUA